UGGGAGCACCUCACCUCAGAACCAGAGCCACGAGAUAGAAGGAAGAGAUCCUCUUUCAUCAUGAUGGCCAAGGCUGGGGCUGCUCUCCUGACUCUUCUCCUGAUCACAACUGUUGCAACAAAAGGGCCGGCCCUGCGAGGCUCAGUGCUGGAGCUGCGGUGCCAGUGCCUCAGCACCCACUCCAGGUUCAUCCAUCCCAAGUUCAUUCGGAACGUCAACCUCACCCCCAGUGGACCUCACUGCAAGAACGUCGAAGUCAUAGCUACCCUGGCAGAUGGCAGAGAAGUGUGCCUGGACCCAGCUGCUCCCUGGGUGAAGCUGAUCAUCAAGGCAAUUCUGGACAAGGCAAAUGCCAAGCCUGAGACCAUGUCCUAAGAUGAAGACUAAAGAUGCCCUAACUCUCCUGAGAAUGCAAGAAUGGGAGAGACACUCAUCCAGCUUCUGGCAGCUCACCUCCUCCUCCCUCCUACAGUCACCUUUCUUACAGCUUCCAGAGAGCAAGGAUUCCCUGGCCCUCUAGUUAGUGGGCAACUUUAAAUCUUUUACAGCGCUUUAAAUCUUUUACA
Molecule: messenger RNA, 566 nt
Organism: Calypte anna (Anna's hummingbird)
Lineage: Eukaryota; Metazoa; Chordata; Aves; Apodiformes; Trochilidae
Product: interleukin-8
Exons: 4
Coding region: 61-375 (104 amino acids)
Biological process (GO): inflammatory response; cellular response to lipopolysaccharide; neutrophil chemotaxis
Cellular component (GO): extracellular region
Molecular function (GO): CXCR chemokine receptor binding; chemokine activity
Source: RefSeq, a predicted model, not a curated record